GAAGAUAAAGAGAGAUGGAGAGUGAGAGAGAGAGAAAAACAUUGGAGGAGGGGGACUAGCACGCAGGACGGCAGGAAGGAAGAAGGGAGGGAGUGAGGGAGAGAGAAAGGGAGUGGGUGAGCGGAGUUGCGAGGCAAACCCGGGAUCACAUGAGCAGAUAUCUGUUUACAAACUGAAGCUGGGAGGCUGAGGCAGAGAGGAGCAGGAGUCAGAGGAGCUAAUACUCUGGGGCCUGACACUUAUACACCACCCAGGACCUUUUUGCAAGAACAAGGAAAUCUGGAUGAGCUGAAUUCUAUCAUCAGCCAUUGUGGGGUUUUUAAUUUAUUUAUUAUCGUUCCUCCUCCUGAAGAAGGAAGGAUUGAGAGACCAGCUGGUUUGAGGCGGAGAGAAAAACACUCCCCCACAUAGGCUUCAUACAUGCAGACGCACAAACGGCAAAGAGAAAUACCAGCCUCAAGCUAGCUCGAGGGUGGUGGAAUAGGUCUGUGUGUGCUGCCUUUUGUUUCUCUUCUUUGGAAGGGGGCCUGCAUUCGCUCCAGAGAAGGAGGAAUACCCCUCACGGAUCAGCCAUUUUCAGGAAGACGGAGAGGCUGGAGGACUCUGAAAGAGGGAGAAUGACAUCAAGGAGAGACAAGGCUCAUCCAAACCUUUUGUGAUAGGGCUUGUGGAGGUGGACAGACUGUUUUCCAGAGGAUUUCCUUCUUGAUGGAGCGUCGCCUCACCACUGUCCACCAGGACCAUGACAUUGUUUUUCAAACAGUUGGACACCUCUUUGUAGGUCACUAGACCUUAAGGUCCACGUAGGCUAUCAUCAGGGAACUGCAGUCCCCAUCCAUCCAUCUUAAUGACAGUGAACGUGGUCUGAGGUUUCUUCUUGUUGUUUCGUUGUGUGUUCACAUCUCGACUGGGUUCCUCUCUCCAGAUCCCAGGAAAGCUAGCAAGGACACGGCUAACGUUAUUAUGGGAGAACGCGCUUUGUCUUUGUGACAAGGCGACCGUUGGUCGACAACAAGCUAACGUCGAUUCGUUUGUGUGUCGAUAUCUACGACGACGAAGAUUAAAUUAAGGGGGAAAGGGGGGAGAAAAUGAAUGAAGUGACGUUAAAGACAAAAACGAAAUAAGACAUCAGCGAGGGGGCGAGUUCUUUCUCGCUUCUUCUCUUCGGGCUUCCGCAAUUUUUACUAGGACGAGAUUCAGCACGGAUAAACAAAGUGGACGCGAGGUGUUAGCUUUCGGGUAUAACGCGUCGCGAGGAGAAGUGUGAGGCUGCCCGUUUGGUUUGGACUCCCUCAGCCUGCUCUUCGCCUCACCAAGCCCUGAACCCACUGAGCUGGCCUUUCGGACUCGAGUUACAUGCAACCAUUCCAAUGGUGUAACGGCUGCCUCUGUGGUCUAGGGCUGCAGCGUUCAGACUGCGAUAUGACGUCGGAGGAUCUGUAUCACCUGCCGCUCAAUGUGUAUGUCAUCGUACUGGGCAUUGGCCUGUUUGUCUUUAUGCUCAGCGUCAUCUUCUGCUGCUACCUGUUCAGGUUGAAACAGCAAGACACUAGACAGCAGUACAGCUAUAAUGAGGUGGUGUUGAAAGGGGCGGGGAAGAAGCUGAGCCUUCUGGGACAGCCCUGUGCGGUCUGUCUAGAGGAAUUUAAAGCCCGUGACGAGCUGGGUGUGUGUCCAUGCUCUCACACCUUCCAUAAGAAGUGCCUGUUGAAAUGGCUGGAGAUCCGCAGCGUCUGCCCCAUGUGCAACAAGCCAAUCAUGCGACUACACAAUGAUAACACUCCGCGUGGGGCCGAGGGGCCGCAAGACCCUGAGGAGGUGUGACCCUGAAAAAUGUAACCACCCAAAAAAACAAACAAACAAAAAAAUAUACAAAAAAAAAAAAAAAAAAAAAAAAAAAAAAAAAAAAAAAACACACCUUUUUGGCCCACAGCCAUGUUUAUUAUCUCCAGUACUGCCACCUUUGGAGCGCACACAGUCUGAUCCUCCACCUCUGGAGGAGGUAGGAUUAAAACAUAACUCUCCAUGAUGCACCAACAUUUGGAGGCCCUAGUGGAACACCUGCUAUAGUAUCUUGAAGAGGGGGCAAAGAGUUCCACACAAAUGCGUCCUUUCAAGAACUAGAACUCAAUUGGCAAAAGCCAAAAAUAGCCACUCGAUUUACUCCGCAAUGUUCUGUGAAUAGACCAGAGUUCCUCAGCAAGGCACAAGCUGUGAGUUCUAGGUAAAGGCGGAGGUCAAGAGGAAGGUAAAGACCCCAGGGGGGCGUCUCUAAGCAACCAACUAAUGAGGAACGGCACUGAACUGGAGCAACUGUAUGAAAAGCAUUUCUGCUCACAAGGACGGUGCUUAAGUACAAGCAAAAUGGACUAACUGCAACAGAGUGAGACUGCUUUGUACUGAUGCUUCGAGGCUAUAGAACGUAAGUAAAGUGUAUUGUCUGUUCGACUGGUACUACAAGUCUUUACAUGGGCCUGUCUAGUGCUUACAAGAAGAAAAUGUUAAGAUAUAAAUUAGUAACCAGCAGUUACAAUGUACUUCCCUAUCACUGAAUAUGUAUCAGGGUCUCGAUUGACCGUUCCCUACUUUUUUUCUCAUUAUUUUGUAUGGUUUAAUGUUUUUUGAAUAAAAAUGUCAUGUUUUGUGGUUAUAA
This is a messenger RNA of Pygocentrus nattereri (red-bellied piranha), 2653 nucleotides long. RefSeq lists its product as uncharacterized. Lineage: Eukaryota; Metazoa; Chordata; Actinopteri; Characiformes; Serrasalmidae. The transcript is spliced from 6 exons. Gene Ontology annotation, molecular function: ubiquitin protein ligase activity. Gene Ontology annotation, cellular component: endomembrane system. The coding region runs from base 1357 to 1824 and encodes 155 amino acids. The record is from RefSeq and is a predicted model, not a curated record.